Messenger RNA from Naegleria lovaniensis, 1347 nucleotides. RefSeq lists its product as uncharacterized. Lineage: Eukaryota; Heterolobosea; Eutetramitea; Acrasida; Naegleriidae. The transcript has 2 exons. The coding region runs from base 1 to 1347 and encodes 448 amino acids. The record is from RefSeq and is a predicted model, not a curated record.
AUGAGCUCUCGACAACCGUUAGGCUCUGGGCCCAACGCCAACAACCAUCAGAACAAUACUCAUCAAGGAUUGACGUUUGCAAAUUAUGGAUCGAGUGCAAAAACGAGGACGGAAUUGUUGGAGAAUCGGAAAAAACAAUAUGCGGAGGAAGCGUUGAAAGGUCAACCUACAUCACCCAAGUAUCAAAUGAAUCAUCAGCGAAGAAGUGUUUUUACGACUGGAGAAACGAUACGAAAUAUAGUACCACCAACACAAGAUAAAUUAUUUGAAAAUGCUUUUGUUCCAUUUACGCAUUUAAGAGAGGGUACUACAAUGCCCAAAACUAGUGUUUUACCUCAAUCACACAAUGAUGAACCAAAAUCACCAAAACGAUUGUUGGAUCGAAGUCCAAUUGUUGUCACACGAGAGAAAAAAAAACAUGUAACAGAAAAUAUCAAUAGGGCUAACGUUAAUGGUGUUGACAAGGGAGGAAACGCUUGUUCUUUUGGACAUGUGCCUUUGUCUGAUGUUAAAUAUUGGUAUUAUUUAUUUAACGAACGGUCAGCUUUGGAUGAUCCUAGUAUUCCAUUGUACAGCAGUUUUAAUAAGGAUAACAAAUUUAACCCACUCAAGGAAAAAAUUUUCCAAAAAUCAAGCGGUCAUGCAAGACAAUCUUCAUCUCCUGAAAAGAAAGGUUUUAAUGCAAGUGAUUACUUUACGAACCCUCAUCAUGCAAGAAGGACAACAUUUCCUUCAACAUUAAUGGUGAAUGGUGACACCAAAGACCUGUUUUCGCAACGCCACAAUUAUGGGUCAUCACGGCCACAAACACCACAAACGACCUCACAACCAAAUUCUCGACCGUCAUCAGCAUCUAUCACCUUAAGAAAAAAGCCAAACAGCGUCACACUUCCGGAACGACCAAUGAGUGCAAGAGUACCAAAGCCAAGUAUUGUCGCUGCAAAAGAAGAGCCUGUCGAAUACCCAGUCCACCAAGUGAACCAAGCAAGAUCCCAUUCCCCUGAGGAGCUUGAUUCCCCAUCCGUAUCUAGAAUUGAAGAGCUCUCUGACGUUGCAACGAAACCUAGUGGAACGUUUUCAAACUUCUUUUCUCCAGCAUUACCUUCGAAAACACAACGACCUUCAGCAACUUCGUAUGGUGUGAGGAAAGAAGCACCAAACAAUACCUUCUUUUCUACUUACUCGUCUGAGACCUCCUCUCGAUUAAGCUCAAGAAAUUCGUAUCAAGGAAAACCAAUAGACUCACCACCAUCAACAGUGGAACGAAAACGCCCUCAAUCUUCAUAUUCCCCUAAAAAACCAGCAUUUAGUUUAUCCAAAAGACCAUCGUCAGCUGUGUUGUCAUAA